AUGCAAGAAGAAGUUAUAUCAAGACCAAUCGAAAAAAGAGUUGAUUUCGACUGCAGCAUAUGCAUGUGCGACGUAGAAAUCCCAGUGGUCACGCAGUGCGGGCACCUGUUCUGCUGGGGGUGUAUCCAAGGGUGGAGCGAGAAGUCCAGCAUAUGCCCAGUGUGUAAGGCCACGUGCAGUAUAUCUGCUGUUAUACCAAUAUACUCGAAGGGAAACACCAGCUCCAACGGAUUCUUUCCAAAGCCGCAGGAGCCUGCUUCCUUGUGCAGAAACCCCAGAAAAAUAAUGGGACUCGGGUACGUGGACGGGCUGCGGGUCUUCCACAUGCAGGGAGUCGAGUACAGAGGCCUCUACGGGCGCCAGUGCUUUCUCACAAAAAUAUUCUACAUUAUUCUUCUCCUUUUCUUUAUUAUGAUAUUUCUAAUUCUAGAAUAA
Messenger RNA from Nematocida major, 435 nucleotides. RefSeq names its product E3 ubiquitin-protein ligase RNF5. NCBI's taxonomy places the organism in Eukaryota, Fungi, Microsporidia. The transcript has a single exon. Gene Ontology annotation, molecular function: ubiquitin-like protein conjugating enzyme binding; ubiquitin protein ligase activity. Gene Ontology annotation, biological process: ubiquitin-dependent protein catabolic process. Gene Ontology annotation, cellular component: endoplasmic reticulum. The coding region runs from base 1 to 435 and encodes 144 amino acids. The record is from RefSeq and is a predicted model, not a curated record.